AUUGAUCUCCACUACACUCCCCGCUGACCAGAGAAAACAGUCGACAGCAAUUGCAAGAGGGGAUUUAAAUUGCACAAAUAGUGUCCACCUCACUUGACGAAUAAGGUAGCUAUUUGUUUUGUCAUGCUGUCUGAGGUAACCCGCUAUUAGCACUGUUUAAUGACUAGUCUAACCUGGGUACAGGGCGACGUUAGCUAGCUUGUAAUGUCGGCACUGUUGGACUUGUUUUCCACUCUAGACUCCGCUUCCUGUUAGCCUUGGGCUAGCUGGAAAACCUACAUUAUGCUAAUGGCCGAGUAGGUAUAGUCAGCCAACGCAAAGGGGGUUAACUUUUCUACUUACAGUGGGCUGCUCGUUGCAAUUUAGUUGUAAUUUAUUCACGAACCUAUGUUAAUAACUUUGUUUCAGCGCUAGCUAUCAGGGCAGCUGGUUUCCUUUAGUUUGCUAACGCUCGACAGCUAGCCAUCUUGCUUGUGUUGAAGGAUUUUACGUUAACGCAAGUAUUUAACUUGACAAGCGUUUUGCAAAGAGCAAGCGAUAUUAACUUAAAUUAACAGUCGCGGUUGCUUACUAAUAAUGGGCUCACUUGUAUAGUACCCAAGUGCGCGAGAGUAACGUUGAAUGCCUUUAAAUAGACUUUAUUUUACUGUGGGAGAGCUUUACUGUUCCACUGUGAAAGGACAAUAGAGAACCUGAGACUUGCUCAGCUGUUGUUCUGGCAACGACAAAAAACACUGAUAACUAACUUAGAGUUUGCCGUGUUUUGAUUAUUGUUUUGUAGUACCACAUGCUGAUAUAACGACAAUAUUUUUUUUAAUUCGUAUAUCAUAAGUGGUUAAAAAAAAAUAAAAAAGCGGUUUCCGUUAAGUUGACCCGUACAGACAGCUAGGUGGAGAGUGGAUGGAGCCGAUGCAGAUGGUGCAUGUACGACAUAUGGGGGCUGUGCUUUCCUGAACCCGCUGCUUCCAGGUAUCUCCUCUCAUUAUACCGACACAACAGCUGUAAAUGCAUCAGAAAACACUCGCAGCAGCCGGUCGUCAUCAAAGGUAACUAGGUGGAUAGAGAGAAGCGGAGAAGCCGUUUGAAGAGGGAGGCUCCUGCCCAUUUCUGGACGUCCAUCUCUCCAGCCUACUCCUCAUCACGUCUAUCCACCACCGCCCUCCUCCUCCUCCUCCUCCUCCCCAGCCAUGGACCCCCCGAGGACUCGGUCGCGCUCUCGAUCUGGUUUCUAUCAUUUCGGCAUGAACGGCAACGUUGGAAGCAACGGCGGCGGUAACGCUGUUGGUAACGGGAGCAUGAUGAACGCCAGCGGAGGAGGGGUGAGCUACCCGCAGCAGAGCAACCCCGGCUGGGCUCCGCACCAUGGUGGUCGGAGCUACCAGGAGAGCCAGCAGCAGCAGCACACCCAGGGGAGCUACCUGUCUGCAGGGGCGCAGCGCCACUCUUCGCACGGAUCUCAUAGACACCCCGGGGCCGGAGGAGUGCUACAUUUUCAUCCAGAUAACGUGUGCAGCGAGGAUCGGGAGAAAAUGGAAGACAGCCCGAGCCCGAAAAGGCAGCGCCUUUCCCAGCAGUCCAUGUUGGAUCUAAGCUCCGCCCCUCCCUCUACUCCUUCCUCUCCCAUUCGCCCCUGGGAGCUGCCUCCCAGUCGCAGACCACACCCCAUUUACAUGCCAGAGAGAUGCCACACGCCUCUCCGCAACAGGCGCAGCCCUCCAAUGAGACGCCAGCGUGGUCGAAGAGACCGACUGACCCGCCACCACCACCACGCCCACAACAACCACCACCACUACAACAGCAACAACAACAACCACCACCAUCACCACCCCAACGCCCACCAUCACCACCACCACCACCUGCACUCUCACCACGGCCUUUCGCCAGGCCACCAGGAUGAGAACUACCGUCACCCGGCUCCCCCUCAGGGCUACCCACCCUAUAGCCAGCAACCUCCCCGAGGGCUGGGGCCCGGUCCUGAAGAGCGCCCAGGUCACCAUCCCCCAAACCCCUCCCCGAGACCCCUACACCAGUCACCAAACCUGUCUCCCAGGCUGCUGCACCCUGCGGCCCAUCCACAGCACCCACACCCCCACCCAUCCCAGCAGCAUAGCAGUUUGGUGCUGGAUCUCCAUGAGCAGGGUUCAGUUCCAGUAUCGUAUCCUGUGUCUCCUCCGGGCGCGCCACCAGGCCUGCCGCCUCGCUCUGCCCCUCAGCAGAUCCCAGCAUGCUCUGUAGUCUUCAGUGGACAGCACUAUCCCGUCUGCAGUGUCCCUCCUCCUGUCCUUCAGACUUGUUCUGUGCAACACUUACCCAUGCCCUACCCAUUCCCAUCACUGUUGUCCAGUGAUCCGGCUUUCCUGCUUCCCCCUCCUCACCUCCCCCAUCCCCCCACCCACCUUUCCCACCACCCACCUCACCUGCCCCAGCCUGGACAGUUUGGACCGUAUCCGACGCAGCAGGCCCGAUCGCCGCUACAGAGGAUAGAGAAUGACGUGGAGCUGCUUGGAGAACACCUGUCAUUGGGUGCUGGCCUCCACUAUCCUCCCGCCACCCACCCUGCCCUCGCGCCACACUCAACACAGCUUCACUUCCUCUCCCAUGACCCCCUGCCACAGGAAUUUUUCGGAGUGUCCUAUCCAAACUUUAUUCCUCGCCGUCUCCCGGGGCGACGGUACCGUUCGCAACAGCCACUGCCACCUUCGCCUUACCACCCCAGCCUCCUGCCUUACUUCCUUUCAAUGCUGCCAGUCCAGCCUACAGGUCCUGCGAUCAGUCUAGAGCUGGAUGUAGACGAUGGAGAAGUGGAAAAUUACGAAGCCCUGCUGAACCUCGCUGAGCGUCUGGGAGAGGCCAAACUCCGAGGACUGACGAAAGGAGACAUCGAACAACUUCCUUCCUAUCGGUUCAAUCCAAAUAACCAUCAGUCUGAACAAACACUGUGUGUGGUGUGUAUGAGUGAUUUUGAGUCCCGCCAACUGCUGCGAGUCUUGCCCUGCAGCCAUGAGUUCCAUGGGAAGUGUGUUGACAAGUGGCUGAGGGCCAACAGGACGUGUCCCAUUUGUCGGGCCGAUGCCUCAGAGGUCCAGAGAGACUCAGAGUGACCACAUGAGGGAGCCAGAUACUCCUAAUUGUCUGUCAAAACACUUCAGCACACAGUGUAUUGAUCCACAUGUAUCUGCUUACACACACACACCACUUCCUUGUCAUUUAGCGCAGCACUUCCUGCUUGUUUGUUAUGUUUCCAUCUUUAUGUCCCUUCUCCCUUAAAUUUGAUCUGAUUUUCAUCAGUUUUUUCUUUUUACUUCGGUCUUUCCUUUUCACAUGAAUGCAGGCCCUCACAUAUUUUAGUGAAUUACACCCUGCCUGAUAACUAUUCUGUUGUAGUGUGUGUAUGUGUGCGUGUACACAUGCAUGCAGCACCCCUGUUCAAGCGUUGUUUGGUCAGCCCUGUAAUGCCGCACUGUGGUACAUGACUGUGUGUGUUUUUCAAGGGGGGGUGUGUGUGCGUGUGUGUGUGUCAGAUUUUUAGACAUCCUGGAGCAUGCCUGAGUUUCUGAUGUGUAUCAGACAAGAGUGAACAACACUGGAGAGUUUUUUUCUCUCAGGAGUGACUGACUUUACUUCUUGUAUGUUUAUGCACUGUCUGUCUGUAUGCAUACUAUGUGUGGAUGUAUGUUAUAGACUUAAAUCCUUUUUCUCUAGUUUGACACUAAGGGUCCAUGUUGCCACUUUACUUCUUGGUUACCUAUUCGAUCCAUUUCUUUCAGUAAUAAUAAUUCUUCUUAUUAAUAUUAUUAUUCAGCUAUUAUAAGUGAUUGUUUUCCUGCCUGGCAGUUACCUCAUCAUUCCGGUUUUGGUCAUCAUUACAAGCGCUUCACGGCCCUACUUUGAAAUUAAGCACAUUAUAUACUUUUCUUUACUUAGUAAAAAUAAGUUUGUCUGUGACUUUGCAGUGGCACAUGUGAUGUGAGAUAUAUAAUUAAAAUCACAUGUAUAUAGAAUAACUGUAUAAAUCUAUGAAUAUCUGUAUACCAAAUAAAAGGCUUGAUAUGAACUUUUUAAACUUAGCAUUCUGUAUAUAUUCUUUUUUUUUUACAUUGAAUUAAGACCUUAAAUAAAUCAGGUUUAGUUGUGCUGGAUUUCUGUUAGAUUUGAAGUGGUGGUAUCAUUAAAAAUGUCACUGACUGAA
Molecule: messenger RNA, 4189 nt
Organism: Micropterus salmoides (largemouth bass)
Lineage: Eukaryota; Metazoa; Chordata; Actinopteri; Centrarchiformes; Centrarchidae
Product: E3 ubiquitin-protein ligase RNF38-like
Exons: 12
Coding region: 1188-3101 (637 amino acids)
Source: RefSeq, a predicted model, not a curated record